AUGACCAGAGAAGUUCAAGAAUGCAAGACGAAGGGGACCAAGAGGAAGGCCAGUCCUGAUCAUGAGUCCAGGAAAAGGACCAAAACUGAUCAGGAGUCUGCAUCUUCUUCAGCAGGAACCGGCAGGGGUAGGCUUGAGGUAGGCUGCUGCUUUGCUUCCCAAAGCAGCAGUACCUCUUUGGGGGAUCUGAAGAUGUCUCGUAAGAGGAAGGCUGCCGCUGACGAGGAAGGACCAAGGGCCAAGAGGAGGAAGUGCAGCCCAGCCCUGAAGGUGAUCCGGGAAGAAGCAGAAGACGAGCCUGAAGACUCCGCAGACUCCCGCAGAGCUGCUUUUGAGGCCAAAUACGAGCAGCAGGAUCAGUUCAGCGCAGGAGGAUGCGGGGCUGUGUUUGCUGGUUACCGGAAAGUGGACAACUUACCGGUCGCCAUCAAACGUGUCCAGAAAGACAGAAUCCCCUACAAGCAAAAAGACCAGAGCGGGAAGUGGGUUUCUGUGGAGGUGGUGGUGAUGCAGAAACUGGGCUGUGGCUCGCCUGGUUCAGUAUCUCUACUGGACUGGUACGAUCUGCAGCAGGAAAUUAUUCUUGUUCUGGAGAGACCAAUCCCGGCCCAUGACCUCCACACGCACAUCGAGGCCAACGGAGGUUGCCUUGAAGAGCAGGAGGUCAAAAUUAUCAUGAAACAACUGGUAGAUGCAGCAAUACAUCUCCAGAGUCAGGGGAUUUUCCACCGGGACAUCAAAACGGAAAAUGUUCUGAUUGAGACAGGUUCAGAUGUUCCGCGGGCUCGUCUCAUCGAUUUUGGAUUGAGCUGCUUCUUCAAGAGGAGAUCAUCAUAUCGUGCCUUCUGUGGCACUCGUGACCACAUCCCUCCAGAGUGGUACAACCAUUCUCGCUACUCUCCUGGCCCGACAACAGUGUGGCAGCUGGGAGUGGUCAUGUUUGAGUCACUGCACAGAACUCAAUUUGAGACUCAGAUCUUCCUCAAAGAGGGACUCACAAUCAACGGAAGCCUCUCCAAAAAUUGCAGCAAUUUCUUAAAAAUGUGUUUGGCGGAAUUACCACAGGACCGUCCCACCCUGGAGGAGCUAAAACAACAUCCAUGGCUCAGAUAA
Amphiprion ocellaris (clown anemonefish) is the source of this 1113-nucleotide messenger RNA. RefSeq names its product serine/threonine-protein kinase pim-1-like. NCBI's taxonomy places the organism in Eukaryota, Metazoa, Chordata, Actinopteri, Pomacentridae. Gene Ontology annotation, cellular component: cytoplasm. Gene Ontology annotation, biological process: regulation of mitotic cell cycle; protein autophosphorylation; negative regulation of apoptotic process. The transcript has 8 exons. The record is from RefSeq and is a predicted model, not a curated record. The coding region runs from base 1 to 1113 and encodes 370 amino acids. Gene Ontology annotation, molecular function: ATP binding; protein serine/threonine kinase activity.